Panicum hallii is the source of this 648-nucleotide messenger RNA. RefSeq lists its product as uncharacterized. The record is from RefSeq and is a predicted model, not a curated record. The transcript has 4 exons. NCBI's taxonomy places the organism in Eukaryota, Viridiplantae, Streptophyta, Magnoliopsida, Poales, Poaceae. Bases 1 to 648 code for a protein of 215 amino acids.
AUGGCGCCUCAGCCUUUGCACACCCUGAGGCUGAGCACUCCCGCUGGCCAUGCAGUGUGCAGGUGCUCCGCCGCCCCGAUCUUCGGGAAGAGGCUGCCGGCCAUCGUCGCCUUCCCCCGUGCCGGCAGCGGCGGCGCCGUCGUCUUGUGCUCGGCCGUGCAGGAGUCGUCCACCUCCACCACCGUUAGCAAGAAGAAGGAUGCUGCAGACGGUGAAAAAAAGGAAGCCACGGCUGCGGCAGCGAAGCCGGCCGCGGCCGCGAAGCCAAAGAAGGCCCCGGCGAAGCCGCUGCCAGAGAUGAUGCAGGAGGAGAUCAUCCCGCCGCUGAAGGUCGCCCUGGAGGCGGAGGAGAACGUGUCCCAGGUCCAGCUUUCCUUCCAAAACAACACGUUGGAGGGUUCCUUCAUAAAGGAUGACGUCCCCUAUUAUUUUUGGGCCUUCUUUCCGAAAGGAGACCUCACAGGACCGAAGGGCUUUGCGCUAUCGUCCUACAGCAACGAAGUCAGCACCAUCGAGCCGUUCCUAGUCGAUGAGAAGAGGGUAACUGCCCAGUACGUGGUGUUCUGGGUUUACAAGCGGCUGGCCGGGCAAGGCAUCCUUCCCGUCUGGAAGGAAGAGGAGGGGGGGGAGGAAGAGGGCGCAAAGUAG